This is a messenger RNA of Drosophila sechellia, 3196 nucleotides long. Its product is annotated as SH3 domain-binding protein 5. The transcript has 6 exons. The record is from RefSeq and is a predicted model, not a curated record. Gene Ontology annotation, molecular function: protein kinase inhibitor activity. Gene Ontology annotation, cellular component: cytoplasm. Bases 240 to 2285 code for a protein of 681 amino acids. Lineage: Eukaryota; Metazoa; Arthropoda; Insecta; Diptera; Drosophilidae. Gene Ontology annotation, biological process: intracellular signal transduction.
AGCGUGUUGUCAUAAUUGUGUCUGCAAAAGCUCGCUUGAUUUCAUUCCACGAUUGAUUCGAUUUGCUUUGUUUUUGCUAUUCGCGAUGUGCCGUGGAUAAUGACUCGCAUUCCCAGAUGCAAUUGACCCACUGAACGAGCCCGCUGCCCCGCUGCCCAGCUGCACUGCAUCCAUUACAGCAACUCCACGGUGAAAUCCAGGCAAGACCCGAGAAUCGCCCCCCAAAUCAGCCAGGCACCAUGUCAACGGAGAGCAACACGCCCGUGGAUCCGAGGGUCCAGGUGGAGCUGGAGAAGCUGAACUCCGCCACGGACAACAUCAACCGAUACGAAGUGGAGCUCGAUGAGGCCAAGUGCGAGUUCAAGCGUUUGCUGGCCGAAAGUGUGGUGAGGAUCAAGGCGGCCGCCCACAAGCUGGGCAACUCCAUUGAUGCCGCCAAGCCAUACUACGAAUCUCGCAUCUACGCCGCCCAGCUGGCCAAGGAAACCCAAUUGGCCGCCGCCAGCCACGAGAAGGCCAAGUCCAUUCAUGCCGCCGCCAAGGAGAUGGUCUACCUGGCCGAGCAGGGGCUGGGCGAGAAGUCGACGCUGGACACCGCCUGCCAGGAGAUGCUCAGCCACGCCGCCAGCAAGGUCAAUCAGUCCCAGCUGGAGGUCACCGACACCCGCAACGCCCUCAAGAUGUGCCAGCUGAAGCUCGAGGUGGCCAACAACCGGGUCGGCAAGCUCCAGGGUCAACUAAAGCAAGCGCUCCGGGCAUCCAGAUUGCAGCUCAAGCGCAAUUUACUUUUGUUGAGAUAUUUUAGCAUUAUGCACGCUUUGUAUUGUACCCUCUGUUCGCCGUACUACGAGACCCGGGCGAACUACAAUGGACUGCUGAAGGCCCAAAAGACGCGCGUCAACGAGCUGGAGGCGAAGGUCAGUGCGGCGAAGCUAACGUACAACGAGGCGCUGAAGAAUCUGGAGCAGAUUUCGGAGGACAUUCACCGUCAGCGCCAGCAGCGCAAUAACCUGCUCAACUACGAGGCCAUGCUGCGUCAGGUGGACACCGUGGACACGUUGACGGCGGGUCUGGAGAGGAGUUCAUGCGGAACUGACGCCGAUCGACAGGAUCUCGAGGCAAAGGCAGCCGCCGAGGAGCAGGAGCACGUGGAGGAUGAGGAGGAGGAGUACCUGCGCAUGCCCGAGCGUCUGGGCCACCACGAGUGCCCCCACCUGCUGGCCGAUUUCGAGGCGGUGCUGACCUUCCCGCAGAAACUGGCCGGCGGCAUGCACAAGUCGGCCAGCACAGGUGCUGCGGCGGAUGGGGAAGCCGGAUUGGGACCGCUGGGCCUGCACGCUCCCUACGAGGUGAAGUCGGGCAGCGGAUCUCUGGCCUCGGGAUCCGCUUCCGUAUCAACUUCGGCUGGCGGUGCUCCGGCGGACAACGACAUUGAGCAGUGGACGGAGAUCCGGCUAUCGCAUUCGGAUAGCACCAGUUCCAGCUACUCCAAUCAGUCGCUGCUCGAGCAGCAGGGCCUGGAUUCCACGGGCGGCAUGUCCGGCGGCCUGGGCCUCGGCCUCGCCAGGAAUCAUCUCGAUGCGGAUGCCCAGUCCCAGCACUCGACCUCGUCGUCCGAUGAGCCCAAGCGAAAGGUCACCUGCACGACGAUAUUCCAGGACGAUAGCAGUGCAUCCAGCGGCGGUGGCCAGCAGAUGAGCCGAAAGCAGAGCCUCAGCCAGUGGCUGUCCCGCUCGAAUAGCUUCAAGGGCAGCGGUCGGCGCCAGAGCCUGGAUCUGCUAAUCGAUGCCGGCGACAAGGUGAAGGAUGUGUUUAGCUACGGCUUCCAGAAGGUGGGACGCAGCCUGGAGCGCCGCAACAGCGAAUCGGAGAUGUCCGGCGAUUGUGCAGCCGAAGGAGAUGCACUGCUCGGCGGCACAACGGACUCACUGGCGCUGAGCGGUGGCGGAGCAACCGGCGGAACCGGCGGUGGAUCCGGUGCAGCAGGUGGAGGAGGAUCCGGUUCAGGAUCUGGCGGCGGUGCCGGUGAUUUUUUCCUCUUCAGCAGAUCUUCAGAGCCAAAAGAGUUACUGUCCGAUGAGCAGGUUGAGAAUUUACUAUUAAAUCACUUGGUGGAUGAGAAUGGUGCCAUUAUAGUGGAGGAACUCAAAUCGCCCACAACAACCACAAGCAUGUACCACACACACCAACAUCAACAGCAACAACAACAGCAGAAUCAGCAGCAGAAGCAACAACAAAAGCAACACCAUCAGGCACUAAACGUGGUUGGAGCCUUGCUGUUUUGAGCCGACAGCGAAAUACCCUACACUUAGAAAAAAUAUCAACACCAAAACGCCCUCACCUUCACUCACACACAUCAAUGCGGUGAUGGGAAAAGUCACUUUUAAACGAAUAAUUGCAAUAUAGUUCAUAGAUGAUGAUCGGAAGUGCCACAAGAGGUAUUUAAAGUUUCGAAAAUUGCACUAUUUUUGAGCAUGUGUUCGUAACUGAUUUUCAAAAGUACCUUCAAUUUAGAAAACUCUUGUUCGGCCGCGGUCACAACUCCCAUCACUGCAGGCAUACAAUUAUGAAUUAUGGCAAAAUUUUACUCUAUGAGUAUUGGGGCAUCCUUACGAUCCAAAAUCCAAUUAGUCAAAAGCGUAGCGUUACAUAUCAUUCAAUACAAAGACAUCAAUCCCGACGGAUCGAAGCGGAUGAGAUGGAUGGGCCAGCAGGAAUCUUUUAAAUCCACACCAACGCACUCAGGCACGUGUGGCAAACUAUGUUCUAAUCCUAAAUAAAAUAUGUGCAAUAAUUUAGUUUAUGUAGUGGCAAAUACAUAAAUAAGAAAGUUACAUUUUAUGCUGUUUACAAAAAGCAAAUAACUAAAUGCUAGUCAACAAAACGAAAUCAGUUUAAUAGUUUUAGUGUGUACGAGCUAAACAUUCGGCAAAAUGAUUUACAAGAAACCCAUAAAAAUACAUAAGAGUGUACAAAUAAUGGUAAAUGUGGUGUGCACUGAAAGAAAACGGAGAGUGUGUUGACAAUUCGCGUUAAAUGCCGCAUCAGCAAUAUUACUUUAUGGAGACAUUUGAAAUACAAGCGGCUUGAAAAUUGUCCCCGAAUUCUUCGGUUUUCUUCUGUAUGCGCCACUGAGUGUUAAAUAAUUGCAUAUAUAAAUACCUGCAUAAAAUUAUAUGAAGUGUAUUAUACAAAA